Molecule: messenger RNA, 2262 nt
Organism: Pseudozyma hubeiensis SY62
Lineage: Eukaryota; Fungi; Basidiomycota; Ustilaginomycetes; Ustilaginales; Ustilaginaceae
Exons: 1
Coding region: 1-2262 (753 amino acids)
Source: RefSeq, a predicted model, not a curated record
AUGUCGACGUCAACGCUUCCGAAGUCUCCACUCACCCCGGUCUCACCCAACCGUCUAGGCUUCUGUCAACGAUGCGGAGACCCAAUCUCGAACAAAAUGCGCUGCUCGAAAUGCGGUGGAACCAGCAAAGCCCCUCACAUCCCUGCUGCUCGUAAACCUGAUCCCUGGACGCACCGCUACGUCAACCCUCUCUCCUUCCCCGUUCACGACACGCACGAGCCAUACCUGCACGACCAACCACCGCCCUCCUCGCCCAAACGUCUAUCCCACGAUCCUGCGCUCGGGUUCGGUAUGCCUUCUCGCAUCACCCGCGACCUCCGCUCCUCCCUCACUACCACGCCACUGGAACGUCUGCCGAGUCAGGACUACACAAACCCGCUCAUCACCGGUUCCGACGGAGUGCUGUCCAAGGUGUGCGGCUCGAUGGUCGAGCCUUCUUCCAGCAGGAAUCGGUGGUCUUGUGACGACUGCAAGACGAUCUUUGCUAGAGAUUCGACGCUCUACGCACCACCACAAUCCGCAACCGCGGAGCAGGGGGGAAAGGAUGUGUUCUACUGCAAAAGCUGCUACGCUAGAAGGUACAGUUUGGGAGAAUGCAGGGGGUGUGGGAAGGACGUGUUGGGAUCGACGAAGGAGGAUGGUAAGUUUGUCAAGGGUAGCGGUGGGAUUUGGCACGGAAGAUGUUGGAAGUGUAGCCUUUGUGGAGACGCAAAAGAUGUGUUGGUGGGGAUGGAUGGCAUGCCUGUCUGCGAGAGCUGUUUCGAUCGACCCAGAGGAGCAAAGGUGGAGCUAUCGAAGGGGGAGGUGGAGUUGCCGGAUGUGAGGAGGGUGACUAGAGCGGCAGCAACACGAACCGGUGCGAUGGGUGCAACGAUCGCCGAGCUUACGAAAAAGCUGGGUCAGCAGUCGGUAUCCUCCACUCGAUCAAGCUCGAGCACUUCUCUACCGCAAAGUACGUCGCACGGAUCCGUAGAGGUGUCACCCCGAUCUCCGUCGAAGAGUCAAUAUGCGUUUGCGAACAAUGCGCCUGCGUCGCCGGGGAAGAUGUCUCGUUCGGGAAGUUUGACGGGGAGCGGAAGCCCGACGAAGCCACGUCCGUUGACGGCGCAAUUCAGGGACGGGUUGAACCUGGCUGCUUUCCAGUCGAGCUUUGCGGGAGGCGUGGAUGGGGAGGAUGAGAGGGUGAGGAGGAGGGAUUCGAGGAGUCGAAGUGUUAGUCCGGUGAAGAGGCCAGAGUCGAAGGAAGAUGCGGUUUCUAGCCGUACUGUGAACGGCUUUCCACGACCGCUCAACUCUCCUACCAAGGAACUUCAUGCAUCGAAAUCGCCUUCUCCAUCCAAGUCAGCCCCUCCCGAACCCACGCAAACCCAGCUCGAGCCAGCUCAAGGCGCAACCCGAUGCUCCGCCUGCCACCUCCUACCCUUCGAAGCCCCAUCCAACAACUCUUCUGAAGUCGUCAUGGUGACGCUGCCCGACAACGUCCAUCUUCACGCCUCGUGCUUCCGAUGCUCCAUCUGCAACGAUCCCAUCGACGGAAGCAAAAGCUUUGUUCGGCUCGACAGUGCGCCUUCGACGGUGGAGGGGUUGUCGGCAUACGCUCAUCCACGAUGUUCGCCUACGAUCCAGAUAUCUCUUCAGAGGUCUCGGGAGGUUGAGGGAAAGGGUUUUCGAGCUGGUCUGGAUGUGUCUAGUGCGACGAGGGUUGGGAAGGGGAGUCAUGCUACGCAUCAGAGAGAGUUGAAGCCCAGUCCUGUGCCUUCACCUGCGCCGUCGCUGAGGGAGAGGGAUCAGGUCCGACCGACUGUCGUAGCCUCCUUCACAGCGGAUGCAUCGAAAACUUCUCACUCGACCUCGGGAGCAGCUGCCCGAACCACACCUCAGCCCAACCCAGCCGCAGGAAUCUUCUCCCGUCUCAGCGCCAUCUCCACCGCCUCUUCAAACCCCUCCCUCCUCACCAAUUCCUCUCCCACCACCACCCCCAGCCGGUCAUGGGGUGGAAUGGCAGCCUGUCCCCACUGCGGACUCUCCAUCUCCGCUCUCGAAUCCACCCUCGGUCCGCGCGGAACCGUAUGGCACAAACCCUGCCUCAUCUGUCGUUCCCCCGCACCACCCCCCUCUGCACACGAUAGGUGGAGUCGAAAACCCAUCCCGACAAUCUGCGGGAAAAAGUUGGAUUCAGGUGCCAAAGUCAACAAGGACGGAGAGGUCAGGUGCAGGGAUUGCUACGAUCGUGAUGAGGCCAGCUUCAAGGUGAAACGAUGA